This is a messenger RNA of Strongylus vulgaris, 648 nucleotides long. Lineage: Eukaryota; Metazoa; Nematoda; Chromadorea; Rhabditida; Strongylidae. The record is from the annotation of a GenBank genome assembly.
AUGCAAACAGAAUUCGUAUUCGGACUUCUACUAGCUGCCAUAUGGCCUGCGUCCUCUUUGGAUCGAGAAAAGCGAUGCGCAUGUGCACCGCCAAUUCCAUCGCCCUGCUCCUGUGAAGUAGGUCCCACUCCAUUCUGCUCCUGCAAACCGAUUAUUCCAACACCUUCCUGUGCAUGCGGACUCCGCGCCCAAAUGACCCACUGCAAGGCGUACUGUCAAGAAAUCUGUCAGCCCGCAUGCUUUAAAAGCUGGAUUCCCUUGCCAUGUCCAUCAUUUUGUGGAAGCCUCUGCUCACGUUCCUGCCUACCGAAACCAACGUUCGGACCUGUAGCCCCACUCACAACUUCGGUAAUAUUACCCUACCAAUGUCCUACGGUAUGCCAGCAGUCGUGCAUGAAAUUGUGCGCCGUGCAGCUGCUCCCCAACACCUGUAUGUUCAUGUGUCAGAAACCCUGUGUCCAAAAAUGCGUCAUGGCCUCUCCUGUUCCACACGAAUUUGAGUUAAUGGCUGAACCAGCCUUCCCAGCAGCAGUUCCACCACCACCGCCACCAUUUGCUGACGCAAUCCCACUUCCUUCAGCUGCUCCGGGAUGUAUGGGCACUGGAUGCAUGAUGGACAACGUUAUGCCAUCAAUGAUUGAUCCUUGA